AUGCCAGUUUACCACAUCGUCCUCUUCCGCCUAAAGGCCGGCGUCACCGCGGAGCAGAUCGCCGCCUGGAAAGAGAAGUGCCAUGGAAUGGUUGGCAAGAUUCCCGGACUUGUAUCGCUGAAGAGCGGUACCCCGUUGCCGAUUUCCAUCCCUCGGGCUCACGGCUACGAUAUGGGUCUUGUUGCUGUUCUGGAGACCGCAGAGCAUAUCGCUACCUAUGCGGUACACCCGGCACAUUUGGAGGUUCACAAGAUGCGAGAGGAGCUAUGUGAUGAUACGCUGGCCUAUGAUCUGGAGUUUUAG
This is a messenger RNA of Penicillium bovifimosum, 303 nucleotides long. RefSeq names its product Dabb family protein. The record is from RefSeq and is a predicted model, not a curated record. Lineage: Eukaryota; Fungi; Ascomycota; Eurotiomycetes; Eurotiales; Aspergillaceae. Bases 1 to 303 code for a protein of 100 amino acids. The transcript is spliced from 4 exons.